AUGGAAGGGGAAACCAAACAGGUGAACGACAAGGAGGGUAAUCAUGUGGCAAACGCAGCUGACGAAGUGAGUGAUAAGAAGAAGGAGAAAAAAGCAAAAAAGUUAGCAGAGAAAGAGAAGAAGCUAGCCAAGAAGGCAGAAAGGGAGAACCAAAAAAAUGAAGCCACUAAAGUUUUGGAGCACGUUUGCGAGGACAUAAAAAAGGACAACUAUGGAUUUGUCACAGUUAGUAAAAUGAAGGAAAAUAAAGACGACAUAAAGUUGCUCAAUUUGGAAGAAAUAUACCACACGUUGAUGAAGGUGGGAGGAAGUGCGAAAGUUGAUAAUGCGAAGAGAGAAGACACAGCUAGCCAUUCUGUAGUAGCACAAUCCGAUGAAGAGCAUCUACUCCAAGGUGAUAUCUGGGUUAGAGGCAGAAUCCACGAUAUCAGGAGCAAAGGGUCCUUAGCCUUCAUCAUUUUGAGGCAAAAACUGUACUCCAUGCAGUGUAUACUAGACAUAAAAAACAACGACAACGAUAAGAACAUGAUGAAGUGGGUAAGUAACCUUCCACUAGAGUCUAUUGUAGACAUAAAUGGAAAAAUAAUAAAGCCAGAAAUUCCAAUCGAUAGCACCAAUAUAAAGUACGAAGUACACAUAAAGAAGAUAUUUUGCAUAAGCAAGACGGCGAAGGAGUUGCCCUUUUUGUUAAAGGACGCAAAUAUGAAAGAAACAAAUGAGGAAGGAAGCAUUAAGGUCAAUCAGGACAAUCGCUUAAACAACAGAUGUAUCGAUUUGAGGACCUAUGCCAAUUAUAGCAUCUUCUGUCUGCAGUCUCAAAUAUGCACCAUUUUUAAGAAUUUUUUACUACAAAAUAAUUUCAUCGAAAUACAUACUCCCAAACUGCUAGGAGAAAGCAGCGAAGGAGGAGCUAAUGCUUUUCAGAUUAACUACUUCAACCAGAAGGGAUUCCUAGCACAGUCCCCCCAACUGUACAAGCAGAUGUGUAUUAACGCCGGAUUUGACAGGGUAUUCGAGGUGGCCCCCGUUUUUCGAGCAGAAAAUAGUAACACAUAUAGACACCUCUGUGAGUACGUAUCGUUAGACAUAGAAAUGACCUACAAGUAUGAUUUUAUGGAAAACGUCUUUUUCUACGAUUCAUUGUUUAAGCAUAUUUUCACCGAGUUAACAAAAGGAGAGAAGAGUGAAAUGCUUAUUAAGACUGUAAAGGGUCAAUACCCAUGUGAAGAAUUUCAAUGGCUAGAGGAGACUCCAAUUUUUACUUACGAAGAGGCCAUAAAAAUGCUAAUACAACAUAAUAAGCUUGACUUAAAGGAGGAGGAAAUUUUAUCCUAUGAUAUGUCCACCGAUAUGGAAAAGGAAUUGGGAAAAAUUGUUAAGGCUUCUCAUCACACGGAUUACUACAUUAUUAUAAAUUUCCCCUCAGCGCUAAGGCCUUUUUAUACUAUGUACAAGGAAGACGAUCCAGCCAUUUCUAACUCGUAUGAUUUUUUUAUGAGGGGGGAAGAAAUUCUAUCAGGAUCCCAACGUAUUAGCGAUGUGAAAUUAUUGCUGGACAAUAUCAAGCGGUUUAACUUGGACGCAAGCAAACUGAACUUUUACAUCGACUCGUUUGCCUAUUCGUCUUACCCCCACUCUGGAUGUGGCAUUGGCCUCGAGCGCGUCCUCAUGCUGUUCCUCGGUCUGAACAACAUCCGCAAGACUUCGCUCUUCCCACGGGACCCCAAGCGACUCAUCCCAUGA
Messenger RNA from Plasmodium coatneyi, 1743 nucleotides. RefSeq names its product Aspartate--tRNA ligase. Gene Ontology annotation, molecular function: aspartate-tRNA ligase activity; ATP binding; RNA binding. Bases 1 to 1743 code for a protein of 580 amino acids. The transcript has a single exon. The record is from RefSeq and is a predicted model, not a curated record. Gene Ontology annotation, biological process: aspartyl-tRNA aminoacylation. Gene Ontology annotation, cellular component: cytoplasm; cytosol; aminoacyl-tRNA synthetase multienzyme complex. NCBI's taxonomy places the organism in Eukaryota, Apicomplexa, Aconoidasida, Haemosporida, Plasmodiidae.